Penicillium longicatenatum is the source of this 720-nucleotide messenger RNA. RefSeq lists its product as uncharacterized. The transcript has a single exon. The coding region runs from base 1 to 720 and encodes 239 amino acids. NCBI's taxonomy places the organism in Eukaryota, Fungi, Ascomycota, Eurotiomycetes, Eurotiales, Aspergillaceae. The record is from RefSeq and is a predicted model, not a curated record.
AUGGGCUUAAUGAAGGGAGGAUUUCGCGUCCCUGAAUUGCAUAAAAAGAAAAACCCCAAACACCAAUCAUCGGAAGUUCAGUCAUCUAUAGUAUCCGACCAGACGUCGCAACGUGAGAAGUCGAUGUGGCGGCGAAUAUCUCGAAGGGAUUUCCAUCUAUCAUCUGUCAAUGAAGAGACAGCGGAGAUGCUCAAAAAAACAGACCACACCCUGACGCAACUCCACGAAGUGCGGCGAUUGCGCCAGUUAAAAGCUCCUCUACUUGAUCCUGGUGAGAACUUAUGGAUGGAAAAUACCAUCCUUGACGUCGAGAACGCGGCUCGCGACGUGGCUAUUCUUCUUGAACCCAUCCGAGUAGAAAGAGAGACCGGGAAUGGCAAAAUCGGCCUGGGAAGGCAGUUCCGUUGGGCUUAUCAUGACAAUCAACGAGCGCGAGAUAUGAUCAACCGCCUUUUGGCUUGUCAUUCCAGUCUCAUGGCUGUUCUAGCUCGUCUCCAGCGGCUUGAUGCUCCUCAGCCCCCGCCUGUCCCUGUGCAUGAACUCGGAGCAGAGAUACCCCAAAAAUUUGGGAUGUACAGCUCCCCUAGUCUGCAUGACUCUGUGAGUGGUCUGAGUGAGUUAGACGAGAGUAGCAUGUGGGUAUCACCGACACAGAGUUCUUUGAACCAUGAGAUGAAUGAUAUGUUGGCAUGGCGUCGGACUAAAGGAAAUGCUGUUUAG